This is a messenger RNA of Brassica napus (rape), 5134 nucleotides long. Its product is annotated as putative B3 domain-containing protein At2g27410. The transcript has a single exon. NCBI's taxonomy places the organism in Eukaryota, Viridiplantae, Streptophyta, Magnoliopsida, Brassicales, Brassicaceae. Gene Ontology annotation, molecular function: DNA binding. Bases 2916 to 3803 code for a protein of 295 amino acids. The record is from RefSeq and is a predicted model, not a curated record.
AAGCAAUGACUUGAUCUCAAUUAAUCCUAAGAUCUAAGAUUCAGGGUUUAUCAACCCUAAGCUUAGUAGUAAGAGCAACUAGAUGAAUAACUAAUUAAAUCAUCCUAACAACAAUUUAAGCUAGCAAUACAUAUAUCAACCUUAUGAGAAUCCUAAAUCUAACAGUGAGAUUACUCAGACAUAUUCAUAAAAGACAUGGUUAUGAUGGUCUGAAUAAUAUUGCAAUUGAUAAAUAAAGAGAACAGAGUAAAGAAACAAAGGGAGUUCAAGAUCUUCUCUCUCUCAAGGUGUACAGAUCUCUCUCUCCAAUCCUAAGCUCUCUCUCUCUGUAAUAGUAUGAAGCAUAGCCGUCAACAAUGGCUUAGAAACAGUAAAAUAGGAUUUCAGGUCGUCCAGGGGUAUAUUGGUAAUAUGUGGUGACUUCUGGGCCUAAAUUGGUCACGAAACAGCCUUGGCCUGUUUUCUGGGAUCACUGUCGACCGACACCAAUGAUGUUUCAUCGAUCGACGACAGUCUUUCAUCUCCUCGACAGCUUCUUCUCGCGAGGCAGACUGACCACUAUUCAGUAAAACGGGCAUAACCUCUGUUACAUGAUGCUGAUUGACCUCAAACCAAUGGCAUUGGAAAGCUAACUCAAAGCUCUAUAUGGUGUCAAAAGAUGGGCAAUCUAACAGUGGAAAGGUCUCAUCCAUAGCUAAAAAUCUGAUGCGUCUGUGCAGAUCUGCACUUAAAAGACUCCAAAAUCACCAUAUUUCUCCAGAACGUACAUGAACCUGUAAAAAUUCUAAAUAGAUUCUAUAUAGUAGUAAAUAUAUAUUAAAACACUUAUAAACCAUGGGUAAAAGUGGGUAAAAUCCAUGGUCUAUUAAAUAUCCUCGGUGUCUGAAAUGUUCGAAGACUUGUUGGUAUCAUCGCCGGAACUGCCCACUCUGACAAAUUAGCUGGAAGCUUAACAAUUUCUUGGUUCCCAUUAGUUGAGUUUGCUUAUAUCUUGCAUUGUUCUUCUUGGCUUCUUCUAUCAACAGACCCUGGAGUGUUAUGUUACUCUCUCUCAAAGGAUAUCAUUUUUUAUCAUCGCUCUCAUCACUUAUCAUUAUCGAGUCUGCAGACAAAGAGAGAGUCAGAAGGUGAAAGAAAAUGUCUUCUUUGACUCUACACCGAUUUUUCAGAGCCCUAACCAAAAAACACUUGAUUUGGCACAAUAUAUACACAUAAAUAAAUACGUAUACCUGUAACAUUGUUGUUCAUCUCGUUCCCUCCAUGACCCAUGAGAUUCUCAGUCUCUCUAACUCUGACACUACAGGAUUAUGAAUCAAAUACGUGACAGAAAAGAAAUAAAUAUUUGUUUUUAAAAAUUCAAACACGAUUAUUCAUUCUUUUUUAUUUUGAAAAAAAAAAGAAUGAAUAAUCGUGUUUGAUUUUUUAAAAAGGAAACGCUAUAAACAGUAUAAUUUUCAAUGAGGUCGUUUCCGACCAAAUUUUGAAAAAUAAUAAUUGAGAAAUCAGUAAUAUGUUUAUUUUAAGGGAUAAUUUGCAAAAUACCCUAUUUAGGAUUUGAAAUUUGAAAAAUACACUGUCUUUAUGUUUUUUUGAAAACUACACUUUCUUUAACGUAAAUUUACCUUUUUACCUCAAUUUGAUAUUUCAAUAAUUAAUAUAUAAAUUUGAAAUUAAUAAGAAAAGUACGAAAACACGGUUUAUAUAGAUUUUAAUUUAUUUUGUUAACUUUAUAUAAACACAAGUCAUGUCUCGUUCUAUACAAACUUUUCAUUCUUUCUUGAAGCCGAGGCCAAAUAAGUUCUUCUAAUAUGAUAUUCACAUAUGUGUUUGUUUUGUUUUACUUUAAAUAUGAAAAAAGAAGAACACUAAUUAUCAUUGGUUUCACAUUCUUAGUUUCACAAACAAACACAAUGGCGUUAUCAUUUGAAACAAACCAACUGUGUUGUUCUUUCUUCCAAAAAUUAAACAAUACUUCCGAAGAAACAAGAUUGUCUACCCAAAACAUUGUGUAGUUCAAGUGGCUUCUCAAUGCGAACAGACGGGAUUAGUUCAAAAUAUUCAACCUUAUUGCAAAAUAAAAACUAAAACAGUUAUCAAAACCUAGAAUAACCAAAACCAAAUUUUGCAGAAAAAACGUUUAGAACAGAAAAACGUUUAGAACAUAAAAACAUCAAAUUCCAAAGUCCCAAUGUACGAGCACGAUUGUGUCCUGUACAAUGACAUCUUGACCAAGCUUGUUUCCGUGCUUUUUUCGAGCUAUUGAUUGUUUUCUAAAACAUUCACAUCUUGAGCAAACUCUCUGAAUAUGCCGCACACAAGUGUGACUUUGAGUAGUACUGAUAACAAAUAACCCAGGGUUCAAGAAGACGAGACGCAUUUUGCGUUUUUUUUCAAAAUAAUAAAAAAUACAUUUAAGAUAUAUUAAGAAGAUAUAAGAAAGAUAUUGUGUAGUAUUUUAAACAAAAUAUUCUCUAACGAGUUUUUUUUUUAAAUUUUUUUUUAAUGAUUUAAUAGAAACUGAGAAAUAUUAAGAUUGGACAAUUUGAUAAAUGUAUAUAUAAAUUAGUGUAUUUUUCAAAAAGCUUAAACAAUGGUGUAUUUUUCAAAUUAUAUUCUUAUUGAAGUGCAUUUAUCCAAAUUUUCCUUUAUUUUAAAUCGAAAUUAUUUAAACUGUUUUCGUAACAAUUUCAAAAUAAGUUUUUAUUAUUAAUACUAAAAUCUUCUGAAAAGGGAAAAUCUAGAUAGUCAACGGUCACUUAAGAAAGAGAGAGGAACCUGAAAGUGACGUCAUAUAUCUAUCAGAUACAAUAAAAAUUACUUAAUUACUUCACACCAUCAUUCUAUUUCGCUCUCGCUUUCUUUUCCGAUUUCUUGCGCACAACGCAAUUUCAUCCUCUCUUGAUACGAAUCUAGUUAUGGUCUCGGUUAACGAAGAACCAUCGACGAAGAAGAAUAAGCCUGUUAGUCCCCCUAGGGUUUCAUCACCGCCGAGUAAAUGGUGGAAGUUGCAUUUGUUGGCAGAGGUCGCCGCCGCCGUGUCGGAGUACCAAAAAACAGAGGCACAAACUGGCGGAGAAGAAAAAGCGAGAAUCUUUGCGAAUUUCCCAAGAAAGAAGAGAAGUCCUUGUCUCUUUCGUGGAUCAUCUUCUUUGAUGGCAACACAAUGUACGAUCGAUAAACAAAGUCCAGUUACUUGCGCGGAGGGUAACAAAGAAGAGAAGAAACGAGAAAUCUUUGGUCGUUUUGAGGUGGGUUCGUGUUCAAAAUCCAUACAACUAAUUCAAAACCCUAGAUUGACUCCUCUUUCUUCCGGCGUCAACGAGUGCAAGAAACGUCGUCCCAUUAACUUCUCGCAAGAAAGAAGCCUCAAGAAACGCAGAAUCGUCCAAAAGACGACGAUCCCGGAGCGGCUCGUGAAUGUGAUGAUGAUGAGAGGAGAGAUCAACGGAUACGAUCCAAAGCUGAUCUUAGUGAAGAAGCUGUACAAGAGUGAUAUCGACAAAGUCCAGUCACGUCUCUCGUUGCCUUCGAACCAAGUGGUUACUUCAGACUUUCUGUCGGAGGAGGAGAGUAGAGUCAUAUACGAACAGUCGGUACUCAAGGAUCGUACGGAAGGACUCAGUGUUGUUCUGGUGGAUCCUCUCUUAAAGAAGCAUGUGGUUGAUCUAAGGAAGUGGAAGAUGGGUAGAAGAUGGAACUACGUCUUCGUUGAUGGUUGGAACCAAGUUGUCUCCACCAACACGUUUAAGGUCGGCGACGUCUAUCAUGUCUGGUCUUUCCUGCUUUGCCCUCGUCCCUCCUAGAAACUCCAGCGAUUCUGGUGAUGGUCACGGCGGCUCUAGUUCCUGCCUCUCUUCUUGGUGAUGCUUGACACAGUACUCUGUUUAUUUCAUAGCCUAUGGUCUCACGUUAGAAGCAUUUAUCUUUUCAGAUAAGAUAAUUUUGCAGUGCAGUUUUUUUUUUCUCUUGAUAAUAAAGAUGUUUGUUUUUUUCCUGUUUUGGUCCAGUGAUAUCAUCUUCUGUAGUAGACUAAGUAUAAAAUCUCAAAUGAAUCAGAACGAUAUUAUUAUAAAAGCAUUAAACUCAAUAAGAACAUUUGAUAAUUGCCAAUAUAUUUACUUUGCAAAACAAUGCAACAUUUUCCAGUGGAUUUCUAUCUCUUCUUCUGUCCGCUGAUUGCAGGAACCAAAAAAGAAUCAGAUGAAUCAAACAACCAUCUUACAAAAGCAUAGAAUUAGAUGUACAUGUCACCUGCACUUAGUGCAGUUAUAUAGUCCAGAGACAGAACUGUCACCAGUGCAGAUGUUUAUUUGGCAAUUAUACACUAAUUUACCGUAUAUGUACCCUGGCGUUGUCCAGCCUGUAAUUUUUGUAGACAAUCGUCAAAGACGAAACCAUCUUUGUAGGAAUCUGAAUCUCUUCUGUAGCUUCUAUAGGUACCACCAUUUUCAAUAACAAAAAGAAAAAAAUACGCCAAAUCAAUGAACUGUCUCAGAGUUCCAACACUGCAAUCUAGAACUUUUGUUCAAAAGUGUUUCACCUUUGUCUCGCCAAGAGCUCUUUUGCUGGUUGAAUAUGGCAGUCGUGAACUCUUAACCAACCAGCUCAAAAUCUGACUCAAGGGCUGAUUCUAUCAAGUGUGUAUGCGUAUGUAUAGCUUGAAAACUAAACACAUUGACUUAAAUUCUAUGCCAUUGCUUCACAGCUUUCUUAAGGCUGCUCAAUAUUCCACAUGUUAUCUACAUCAUCAAUCAGUCAUUAACGAUAAACUAACACCGUUUAUGAUUUGUCUGGAUCAUCAUGACCCAAUGGUAAGGACGGGCUCCUUCCUGCACCCAGGUUGCGAGUUCGAAUCCUGCCGGAUGGAAUUACCUCAUGAUGUCUCUGGACACCCCACACGGAUAUGGAUCCAUGCUUUAGGGCCCAUUUGCAUACCCGGAGAGAGGGUCUAUCCGUGGCCUGCACCUCUCCUUGGGGAUUAGUCUGGGCCCUUCCAUAGGCCUGGGAUACCCCCAGGUUAAAAAAAAAAAAAAAAAACACCGUUUAUGAGUUUGAUUGAAUCAUCAUAUUUUAAAGUUUAUAUGACAAGUUCAAAUAGCUUGGUCUUUUAUGACACUGGGAUAAGCCGUAUUCA